Messenger RNA from Cokeromyces recurvatus, 2124 nucleotides. RefSeq names its product mediator complex subunit MED14-domain-containing protein. The coding region runs from base 1 to 2124 and encodes 707 amino acids. The record is from RefSeq and is a predicted model, not a curated record. The transcript has 11 exons. Gene Ontology annotation, biological process: regulation of transcription by RNA polymerase II. Gene Ontology annotation, molecular function: transcription coregulator activity. Gene Ontology annotation, cellular component: core mediator complex; mediator complex. Lineage: Eukaryota; Fungi; Mucoromycota; Mucoromycetes; Mucorales; Mucoraceae.
AUGGUGUCUCUUAAAACAUUAAUUGGAAAAUUAAUCCAUAAGGCACAUGCUGAUUUAAUGACAUUAACCGAUACAUUACCUUCCAUGUCUGAUGUUGAGAAAAAGCGGCAAAUUUUGACAUAUUCAACAUUUAUAAGAAAGCAAUUUUUAAAAUUACUUAAUAUUAUGGCCUUUUUAGCAAAUCAAAAUAAAAUAUUUCAAGACACAGUCGAUUAUCUUCAUAAAAUUCAUUUGGAACUACCGGCAGCAAGAUUACGAAACUUCGAUAUACCGACAGCAGUGGAUGUUUUAACAACAGGAAGUUAUCAGCGCAUGCCUACAAAAAUCAAAGACAUGAUGGCACCUACACCAUUAACUGAUGAAGAAGUAUUAGCAACAUUCCGUAAUAUGAAUGAUGUGAUUAGAAUGCGUAUUGUUACAACAGAAGUUUUGCCUCCUCCUAUGCGAAACUACCGAAUUGAAAAUGGUCGAAUUUACUUUUUAAUUGAAAAUGAAUUUGAGGUUGUGCUAACAUUAAUGGGAAAUAGUAAUAAUAGACGAUGGUGGGUUGUAUCCCUAGACAUAUUUGUUCAAGCAUCUUCAAAGAGUAGAUCAACAGAAGAUAUAGACAUUACAUUAAAUGAUAUACAAAAACAACAUCUUCGCGUUAAUGCACAAAAGCAGCUUGUACCACCUGUUGUAGCUGAAGAUCAAUUACAAGCUAAUAAUAAUAAUAGUGAUAUGAAUACAGCUUCUUCUUCAACACCAUCAAAUAGUUCUAAAUCGUUAUUCUUUCCACUUGUUAAUAUGUAUGAUUAUCUUCACUUAAGUUGUCUUCAUAUGCAGUUGGAAAUAUUAUAUAUUCAAGCUGUCAUGCUAUCUAAAACGAGAUGGAUAAAUCAACUUAAAGUACAAAUGAACCAGGAUAGAACAAAAUUAACUUUAGUUUACUGGCGUGGUGGUUCAGCUGCAUCACAUUGGGGUAAACCACAAACAACAGCAUCGAAUGCUAUAAAAAUAUUAAAUAUGAAGAUUCAUGAUGAGCUUAAAGGAUUAACUCAGAAAACAGGCAUUGGUGCAUCUAUUGCUUUAUCAGAUAUAACUGUCCAUGAUCGACCCAAAGUACUUUCAUUAUUGAAAUAUCCGAAAAAUUCUCUUCAGAUACUGUGGAAUGAUAGACCUGAACUUUAUACAGAUAUAAAGUUAAUUGAAUCUUCUAAUUUAGAUAUUGAACAACUUGUUUUACAUGUGACAAAUUACCAUGGAAAAUGUAUUAUUGAUAAAUUUAAAGAAGCAUUGAUAUCUGAAAAGAAUUUCCUUGAAGAAAAUGGGUUAUAUUUAACUGAAGGAAAUACAAAAAAUACAGCUCAAUCAUUAAUUGUACGUUAUAGACAUCAAAGGUAUAUAAGUAUUGAGGCAGACUCGCGUACGGGUAGAAUUAAAGCAUUUGAUACAAGUGAAGGAUGUAAUGAAGGAGACUUUAAUUUAAGAGGUCUAGAGGAUAGAUUGAAUAAUGAUCCGAAGAACAUUUCUCAACAUUUAUUAUGGAUUCGUUCUGAAGUUGUUAUACGCGAAGUUGUUUCACUUGCUAAACAACUGAAUUUGCAACCUUACCAUCCGUCUCAGAUGAAUCUUCGAUCAGAAGACUUAACAAAACUAUUUGGAGAUAUUAUUGGAGAAGCUACAGCUAACACUCUAAAUACAUUAGCUAGUAGCGGUGAUAUAACUACUUCUAAUAACAAUAACAACAUUAUCAAAUACCCUUCACAUUGUGUAUUUCUUCAGUUUCCUCAGUUUGAAGAUUGGCAUUUUGUAAUAGCUAUUGUUAAAAAUGAAUUUAAAUCAUGGCUUUGUUGCAUCAAUGGUCUUUAUCAUGCUAUCGUGGAUUUGACUUAUUUUGAUUGUAAUCGAUUAUGGAAAGACCAAUUUAUCGAAAAGAAUCAUAGUUUGAAAGCUCUUGAUGAUGUACAAAUAGCUAAUAGAAAUAAAAGGCAUUUGGAAGAUAAAUUUGAGGAAACAACUACAAUAAAAGAAGAACAAGAUAUGAUACCAGAUAUAAAAAGAAGAAGGAAGGUGUCGAUAAAUAAUACGAUUGAUGAUACUCUCACUAUUUUAUCUCAAUAUUCAAACAAAGUUGACAAGUAA